AUGGCGACAGCAUUGAUGAAUGGCAUGCACACGGCAGGCAUCUACUCGGACAUGACAGUCGACGGGCCCGAGAUUGGCACCUUGGUGGCUGUUGUCGACCGUGCAAAGAAUUUGCCCAAUGUUAAGCGCAUGGGCAAACAGAAUCCAUACUGCGCUGCCAGACUGGGCAAGGAAGCGAAGAAGACCGAGACGGACAAGCGGGGAGGCCAGACUCCUCGAUGGGACCAGGAACUCCGCUUCACCGUUCACGACUCGCCCGACUACCACAACCUCAAAGUGUCCAUCUUCAAUGACGACAAGAAGACGGAUCUGAUUGGAGAGGCCUACAUUGGUCUGCAAGAUGUCUGUAUACCCGGAGGAGGCAAGAACGACGGCUGGCACGCCCUCAAUUUCAAGGGCAAAUACGCUGGAGAGAUCAACCUGGAGUUGACCUACUACGAUACGCGACCGCCGACCGAGAGCAAGAGGAGGGUAAGCGGCAUGAGCGCUGCAGACAACGCACAACGCAGAAGUCCCAUCAAGCGCCGACCACUGCCCGCUGAGUUGACGGGUCCGCCGGCGCCAGGCUCAAUUGUGCCAGACCAUGCGCGAGGUCCCCGUCAACUGCCAGGAAGACCGACAGAAGAUUGGACUCCUCAUGGUCUGAGACCGCGUCCUCAACACCACGCUCAAUCCGCCCCUGCCAUACCCGACGCCCUCCAUUACAACCCCGACGAGCUCGACCUCGACUAUCACCCUGGCUACCAUCAAGCAUCCAUGCCUGAACUGCCCCAGAUUCCCCCAACCCGCAGACAUCGCGGUUCAAUGCCUGUACAGCCCCCCAUGCCUCAGGACUACUAUGCCCACGAACACUACGACCACAGCCGCUCUCAAAGUAUCCCAAAUCUCGCUCACUCUUACUCGUCUCCAAGCGUAGUACAAUCAGACCAAGGCUGGCAAGAGCCUUUGCCGCGCUGUCUACAGCCCACUGUCGAGGACAUCGACGAGUUUGACUACGAAAGACAGCUACCCCCGGUACCUCCAUCACAUACCAGGAGUCCAUCUCACGCCAGAAGUCCUUCCCAUGCCAGAAGUUCGUCUCACACAAGAAAUGGACGUUCGACAUCAAGGGGCCCACCACCGAGGAGUAUGUCCGUAGAUGACUACGCCCCUCCACCAGCUCCCGGCUCAUACUACGGCUCCUCGCCCAACUUCAGAGCUUCGUAUUCCGGCUUCCCUCCUCCAGCUCCGUCAUCGGUAGCAGCUUCAUCGCAAUAUCGCAGUCAUUCUCGCGUGGCUAGUCGCCAAAGUGUGCCUGACGCUUAUGCCAUGACCUCUGCCCGAGCACAUCCACUAGCAAAUCAAAUUCGCCGUUCCAUGAGCCCUGCUCCAUCGGCUUAUAUGGAUGACUAUGGACGACACAGACGGUAUAGCAAUGAGCCAAGCCCUAUAAUGCCUCGCCCUGCAUCCCGCAAUGCCUCUCUACUUCCUCCGCGCAACGUUUCACCCCUGCCACCACGCAACAACAUCGACGCCAUUCGUCACCCUGUUCGCACAUUUGCUACGGGUAGCCCUUCUCCCUCGCCAACUCGAAAGGACGUUCCCUGCUCUUCGACCUCUAAUGGCAACUUCUUUUCUCCUGAUGAUUUUGAUUCUCUCAACCCGAAUGCUUCUUCGAAUUCACCCUUUGCCUCGGGCUCCAACCCGCACUCGCCUUAUCAUAUCCAACACUCACCCGACGUUGAGGAAGAAGGCGCUCGUCCUCUGCCAGAUCCCAACGCCAAGAUUGUUGGCUUUGAUGGUAGAGUGAUCGAUCCCAGUGAUCAUCUGCCAGUGCACAGCUGGGCUCCGGAGCCAGAGAAGAAGACUCCGACUAAGGUCUACGGUUCAAAUGGACAAAUGCACCCAAAUGGCCUUGCUGGACCGCGCAAUGCAGUAGCAACCAGAACACCCUCACGCAUGAGUAUGGGCCGAGAUGUCGUAGUUAACGUCCGCACACGAGGUGUCCCUCCCAAACGUCCCAUGUCUUCUGCCUCGCACCACAGCCCUAUGACAGGUUCGCCCGGCCCACUUUCCGAGAUUGGCUCGAACCCAUACACAGGUGGCUCUACCUACGGCAACGACUUCUCAGACGGAAGAUAUGGCGGCUACGAAGGCCAACAUUCUGAAUACUCAACACCUCCACCUCCGAGCCAGUCGCCACACUACGGAGACGUGUUUGGCAAGUACACCGCACCACCUGGCGGGGACCAAUAUGCAUAUGAGAAUCAGAUGGCUCAGCAUCAAGGACCUGUGUAUCAACAACAUGGCUACGGAGCAUCUGCUCUGAGUAAAGAGAUGGCCAAGAUUGACAUUGGAGGCUCGAGAAGGCCGCUCAGCAGAGGCACUGUCAGAAGAGGUGCUUGGCCUUGA
Molecule: messenger RNA, 2391 nt
Organism: Aureobasidium subglaciale EXF-2481
Lineage: Eukaryota; Fungi; Ascomycota; Dothideomycetes; Dothideales; Saccotheciaceae
Exons: 2
Coding region: 1-2391 (796 amino acids)
Source: RefSeq, a predicted model, not a curated record